Lethenteron reissneri (Far Eastern brook lamprey) is the source of this 3776-nucleotide messenger RNA. RefSeq names its product DNA polymerase eta (gene POLH). Gene Ontology annotation, molecular function: DNA-directed DNA polymerase activity; damaged DNA binding. Lineage: Eukaryota; Metazoa; Chordata; Hyperoartia; Petromyzontiformes; Petromyzontidae. Gene Ontology annotation, biological process: error-prone translesion synthesis; response to radiation. Gene Ontology annotation, cellular component: nucleus; site of double-strand break; replication fork. The record is from RefSeq and is a predicted model, not a curated record.
UUGGACAACGUUGGACGGUGCCACUCUCAGUGCCGCGUAUUUUUGAAAUAAAUUUUUACUAAAGCGACUUCGUUAACCGGUGGUUGUGUUUUGCAUUGGGAGGGGUUUUUUUUCUCCUCCUUCUAAUCGGUAUUCGCAGCGCAGUUGUCACGUCGCACGAUCGUAAAAGAUUGCGACGGCUUGGUGGUUGAGGCCCUUCAAUCUUAAUUUUGGAGCUUUCGUGACUGCAGGAAUUAUUCUUUGGUUCUUUCGGUAAAGUCACGUAUAAAGAUAAAAUAAUAAAUUAGAUAAUAGCAUAAUACGGACGUUUCGUUUGCAGGUUGAGGGGCCUUCUUCAUCCAGCAGUGAGAUUGGCUCCAUGCCCGGCGGUGAUUACGAUUUGUGCUGCGUUGUGUAACGCAGAUAGACGAACGCUGCGUAAACGUGUCUCGUUUACAUUCGCAAGAGUUUUACUUCAUGCAAAGGACAUUUGAUCAAACGUCUUGAAUGCGGCGUGGCUUUCCGGGUUAAAUCUGUGAAGUAAAUGACAUUUGGCUAUUCUGGCCAACUGCACAGUGUGCUGCCUCCACCAUUGCAGAUCAUUGGUCUGCUCGCUCCCCGGCUAGCCAUUGAUUAAAGUGUCACAAUGCAGCGCUGUCAGAAUCAGAAUCGAUACCUAAGGCUAGGAAGCAGACCGGUGUGACCGUCUGCACCAAAAUCAGCAUUGAUUAUUUUGUUAUUAAAUAAACUAGGUGACGUUCAACAGUUGCAUAACUUUAGGGUGGAGACGAUACCUUUGGUUGAGCCACGAUUUGUGGACCAUUACUCCCGAGAAUUGGGGAGGAGGAGGAUUUCCAUCACAAGUCCCCAUGGAACGAGGCACAGAACGGGUCGUGGCCCUGGUGGACAUGGACUGCUUCUAUGUCCAGGUGGAGCAGAAGUUUAACCCGCAGCUCAAGGGCAAGCCGUGCGUGGUGGUGCAAUACAAGGGCUGGCGGGGAGGAGGCAUCAUCGCGGUGAGCUACGAGGCGCGCGCCUACGGGGUGAGCCGCAACAUGCGCGGAGACGAGGCGCGGAAGCUCUGCCCCGAGCUCCUUCUCGCCCGUGUCCCCGAAGCGCACGGCAAGGCCGACCUCACCAGGUACCGGGAGGCGAGCGUGCAGGUGCUCGACGUCAUGGCACGCUUCGCUAUUGUGGAGCGCGCCAGCAUCGACGAGGCCUACAUGGACCUGACGGGCGCCUUGGCGUCGCGCAUCAGUGCCUUGCACGGCCGCCCCCUGGUCCCCGACGACCUCCCCGGGACCCACGUGGAGGGGUGGCCCCGUGACAGGGCGGUAGACGCGGCCGGGGAGGGAGACCCGGCCGGGGUGGGCGGAGUAGAGAUCGACAAAGAAACGCGGCGAGUCCGUGGGUUGGCGGAGUGGCUGUCCUCGCUGGGGGCGGAAGAGGACGGAGAGGGGGGCGCCGCCGCCACUAACGGGGAGCUGCGACUGGCCAUGGGGGCCGUGCUGGUCGCUGAGAUGAGGGCGGCCGUGGAGGCCGAGACUGGGUUCCAGUGCUCGGCCGGUAUCGCCCACAACAAGACGCUGGCCAAGCUGGCGUGCGGCAUGAACAAGCCCAACAAGCAGACGGUGCUGUCACCGUCUUCCAUCCCAAAGCUCUUCGCGACGCUGCCGAUCGGCAAGAUACGUCACUUGGGGGGGAAGCUCGGGAGCUCGGUGGCCGAGACGCUGGGCGUGGAGACGAUGGGGCAGCUCGUGGAAUUCACAGAGGGCACCCUUCAGGCGCGCUUCGGCGAGAAAACCGGCUCGUGGCUGCACGACCUGUGCCGUGGCGUGGAGUUCGAGCCUGUGCGGCCCAGGCAGCUGCCCAAGUCCAUCGGCUGCAGCAAGAACUUCAUGGGCCCGGAGGCUCUGGACACGAAGGAGAAGGUGCAGCACUGGCUGCAGCAGCUGUCACUGGAGCUGGAGGAGAGACUGAAUAAGGACAGAGACAUGAACAAUCGCGUGGCCAAGCUGCUGAUGGCGGGCGUGCGGCUGAGCGGGGACCAGCGCCACUUGGGCCUGUCGCGCUCCUGUCCCCUGGCGCGCUACGACGCACGCCGCAUCACCAGCGACGCCCUCGCGCUCAUCGCCGCCUCCAACACGGCCGGUGCUCAGCAGGCGGCGUGGUCUCCAGCUGUCACCUGCCUGUACCUCUCUGCCACCAAGUUCUCCGAUUCUGCAUCGAGUUCCGGAGGAAUCGCCAGCUUCCUGACGGGUGACGCCUCGGCCACCCAGAGCCUCGCGCCCCCCACGCAGAAACCUCUUCCUCCACCCCCCUCGGCGACACCCGAGGGCCAGCGUAACGAUCGGAGCCCGGCGGCGACGGACAAACCGGGUAUUCUCGCCUUCUUCAAGAGAACGGCCUCUCGAUUAGACGGCCUCAGAGCCGGGAGCGAGACUCCAGUGCAGGCGUUGACCUGUGACCUUCCUUCAAAGUCGAUCGAGGGCAGUUGCCCUGAACCACAGACUCGCUUGCCGGCUCGGAGCCCCCAGAAGGUGAUCUCGUUCUUCCAGCGGAGGGCGCUCGGUGCCACAGUGGCAGAAACCACAACAACAGCGGAGUCGAGUUUCGUGGCUGAAAAUUCUUGUGACGCACCGGUCGAAAAGUCAGUCGGCACCCAGGCCAAGGACAUAACUGCAGGAUCUGCAGACCCCAAUCAAGAAAUUCAUGACAGCAGCAAAGCAGACUUAGAAGCUGUCAAUCAUGUUGAGAGUGAGAAAGAACACGGGGAAACAGCCUCUGCUGCCAACAAGGAAGGCAAUGAUGGAGGAUUUGAGUUUUUGAAUAAAAAUGAAGAUGAGUGCGAUUCUACUGCGCUGGCACGUGACGACAGAGGUUUAGAAAGCAGCAGCAGCAGCAGGAUGGAUCGAUCCACUUCUGAGGACCGAGAGGGAGGUUCAGCAUCCUGCAGCACGUCCGAGGACUACGUGCUGUGCGAGAAGUGCAACGCGCGCGUGCUGGUGUGGGAGAUGCCCGAGCACACCGACUACCACUUCGCACGGGACCUGCAGGACUCCUUCUCUGCCGCGUCACCGAUCGUCCCGCGAGGCCAACACCUGUCGCCGCCACCACCACCACCACCAAGACACUCCCAGCGUGGCAAGGUCACCAGAAAAAAGACGGGCGAAAACCCUGCCGCCAAACGGCAGAGGACCUCGGGAAACGUUGGCACAUUGGAUGCCUUCUUCAAGAAGUCUCCUGGGUAGACGUUACACUUUCUAACUUUGCUGGAUUUAAGCGGUAGGCUUAAAUCUGUUAAAUGUAAGAUUAGGAUUUUUAAACCUUUUUUUACCACAUACCAAGUUCCAAACCUUACUGUUCUGCUUUAAACCAUAUUUUUACUUUAAGGACACCUUUCAAAAUCAAUAUGCAGUGGAGAGGGGUUUAAAAAGGCCACAGCCUAUCGCUUACAUCGGUAGCAUUGUAAAAUGUACGUUUUUGAUCACAAGUUGCACAUCCGCCACUUUAAUGCGUAUACUGCUUUUCUUAAAUGUUGUGAAAAAAUAAAGAGCAUUUUGUACGAUUUUAAAAUGGUGGCACUGCGUGUGUAUUCACACCACAAAUGGACGAGUGGCAAAAUCGUGCUGUGGUUGGUGUGUAAUGAAUGGUUGUGUGUACAGGUGGUUGGUGCAGGAAAUCAUGUGUACUGGAGGGUCUGCAUAUGGGAUCCGUAACCCUGAAAGAGCACUUAAUUAUCCGUUUAACAUCUCCAUCAUAAACUCUGAUCCCAGCACUUACAUUGUAUAUUUUAA